This is a messenger RNA of Tetrahymena thermophila SB210, 186 nucleotides long. RefSeq lists its product as hypothetical. The transcript is spliced from 2 exons. The record is from RefSeq and is a predicted model, not a curated record. Lineage: Eukaryota; Ciliophora; Oligohymenophorea; Hymenostomatida; Tetrahymenidae.
AUGAGAAAGAAAUCUACUUCUUUUGGAAAUAAGAGAAAGCAAGUGAACUAAACAAGACAGUCUCGUAACCCAACUUUCUCUAUGGGAAAAAAUAAAGAAAAGCACUUUACUCUUGCUAGUGAAUUAGAAGAAUAUGCUGAAAUAUGCCACAUCAACAAGGCAUUCCUCUAUAAAUUAGAUAUCUGA